Messenger RNA from Porites evermanni, 936 nucleotides. Lineage: Eukaryota; Metazoa; Cnidaria; Anthozoa; Scleractinia; Poritidae. The record is from the annotation of a GenBank genome assembly.
AUGGGGUCAAAAACAGAUACGGCUCAAAUGACAAUAUUUUCUCCACUGCGGUUCAAAGUUCGUCCUCCCCAAGCAUUGACCCCAAUGAUAGAUUUGGCUACAGUCCCUCUGCCGUGUUUAGCCGAAAGUGAUCUCAAACCUUCAAUUACAAGGACAAAGGACGGCAAAUCUUCACUUCCUGUGGACUCUGACGUAUUGCAGAAUGGCUCUCGAAUUCUUCGCAACAUCAAGAAAUCACACGAGGGUUCUUACACCUGUAGGGCGACUAACGCCCUGACGACAAUAGAAGCUGAUGUGAAAAUCAAUGCACCAGUUGCAGCCCUUUCCUGUUCGAUGAUAAAGAAAUACAUCAGCAGUAAAAGUGGUAAUUACGUCAUAGAUCCAGAUGGUGAAGGAGGUCUGGCACCUUUUACAGCUUUCUGUGACAUGACUGACAAGAGUGGAGUUGGCGUGACGGUGAUCAGUCACGACAGUGAAAGCAGAACAUAUGUGCAUCAGGUCAGUGGUUAUGGCGCUCGAGGUUGUUACUCGCGUGACAUUCAUUACACAGGAGCGAGUCUGUCUCAGCUGGCAAGUCUCACCAGAGUCUCCUUACACUGUGAACAGGUUAUCAAAUAUGAGUGUCAUGGAUCGGUAUUGCUCAACAACGGCGAUCUAUAUGGAUGGUGGGUUUCACGUGAUUCUCAGAAGAUGAGGUACUGGGGCGGAGCAUCUGGCAAUAAUAAAUGCGCAUGCGGAAUGACCAACUCAUGUGCAGACUCCAGGUUUGGUUGUAACUGUGAUAAACAGGAUCAUGUGUGGCGUGAAGAUAGCGGACUUCUCACCGAUAAGACCAAGCUUCCAGUAAAACAACUUAGGUUUGGAGAUAUGGGUAACAGAUACUCUGAUUUUGGUUACCACACUCUGGGAAAGUUUAAGUGCUAUGGCAUAGUUUAG